CAGGAAUUUGGUGUUCGCUUCAUAAAUAUUAUUAUCUGAACUGAGUUUGAGAUGUUUGAAAUGAUGAUUAUAGUUAUCACAUUUGAUUCAUCUCAUCGUUUAUUCAUUCUGAUUCUGAUUCAAGUUACCAUGGAAUUACCGACUGAUUUACAGAAAUAGAAACAUCUGCGGAGGUUCUAAACAUACGUGUACAUAGAGCCAUUGACAUAUGAUUCAUGGAAUAUUAUAUUUCUAUAUAUACUUCGAACUUAUUGUGUAAAUACAACAACAAAGAUGGACGCGUACAUGUCAGCAAUUAUCGGAUGGACCGUGACUAUAUUUUUAUUUAUCUUGAACACUUGGGCGAUUUCUUCUACUAUUCUCCGUUUUAUUGCCAAACAUGACAUUCGUGCAACUUCAGAAGGAAGUGUAGCGCCGGGCUGGGAGAGAGUGGCAGAGGAAUUCAGAAAAAACCUGAAAUCUGGUGAUGAGAAAGGAGGAGCUUUCGCAGUGUAUUACCGUGGUAAAAAGGUAGUAGAUAUAUGGGGAGGAUAUGCAGAUAUUCAUGCAAGGUGGCCAUGGCAGGAAUAUACUCUCACACAGUGCUUCUCCAUCACAAAGGCAUUCGUUGCUAUAACUGUUGCUCGAUUCGUGGAAAGGGGUCUACUUCGCUAUGAGGACAGAAUAGCAAAAAUAUGGCCAGAAUUUGGGCAGAAUGGGAAAGGAGAUAUUACAGUGAAGGAGCUGGCGACUCAUACAGCAGGUGUUGCAGUGAUAGACAAGUUGUUUAAAUUGAAAGAAAUUAAGACGAACCCCGACAACGUUGAAUAUGCUCUUGCCAGCCAAAGACCAAACUGGGAACCAGGGAAAGCCCAAGGUUACCAUGCUUUGACAUUCGGACUUUACUUUGAUGAGAUCAUCCGACGAGUGGAUCCCGAACAUCGAAGAAUAUAUCAGAUUGUACGAGAGGAGGUAACACAGCCAUUUGGACUAGAUUUUCAAAUUGGUUUAGCGAAAGAAGAAAACCACAGAUGUGCUCGAGUUGUACCUUUGGAACGUGGGAUCUGGUUCUAUUUCUCACACAUGUGGCUCCCUUGGAAAUACCAGAAAAUUCUUUUUUCGGCAAUAGUCCGACCAUUUUCGUAUACGUCAAGAAUAGGACAGAAUCCAGUUGACUUUGGAUUUCCUCCAAUUGAACGAGCGAAUCACCCCGACAGACGAGCAAUACGAGCAGCUUCUUCCCAUGGAUUCGGGACCGCACGGGCAGUUGCUAAAUUUUAUAGCAUUUUAGUGAACGGUGGAAACUACUUCGGAAGGCAAUUGCUCACUCCUAAGAUGAUUGAAGAAAUCUCACAACCGCACAGUAUAGGACUAGAUAAGAUCAUACUAUCAGAAUCUGUAUUUGGAUUGGGUCUUAGAUUAUUUAGAAGGACAUUUAAAGGAGAAGAUCGUUUCAUUUUUGGUCACCCCGGUUACGGAGGACAGAUGGCUAUGUGCGAUCCCAAAUACAAGCUGAGCUGUGCAUAUCUCACAAACUUUAUAUCAAUGCAGGGCGAUGGGGACGAUCCUCGAUAUCUUAGCCUUGAAAACGCAAUGUAUGAAUGCGUUCGUGAUUUAGAGGGACACUGACAUUAUAUAGUGGAUAUUGUUGUUAUGCAAAUAAGUAACUAUAUUGGCUGGAGCAAUAGAUGGAGCCACAGUGGACAUUAUUCGCCUCAGCCCAUGGGCCAAAAUUUCACUGUGUUGCCCUUUGUAAUGUGGUCAUUGAUAUAUUAAUAUGCUCUGGCAGUACCAAAAUUCUACCGUUCUUAUCCCGGGAGAAUUUUAAUAUCUAAUAAAAUAUAUUAGAAUUUAAAAGGGGAUGUCCGUCUUUUCAGAAUUAUUGUCACAUAACCUUAAAGGCGAAGAAUUAACAUGAAAUGAAGACUGAAAUGAAGUUUGUUUUUUAAAUAUCCAUGAUAUGAAGUUCUGUGGGCAAAAGAAAAUUUGCGAAAUUGGGAAAAUAUUCUAGACACUCCUAAUGCCC
Molecule: messenger RNA, 2005 nt
Organism: Owenia fusiformis
Lineage: Eukaryota; Metazoa; Annelida; Polychaeta; Sabellida; Oweniidae
Source: the annotation of a GenBank genome assembly